AUGUGCGCAAUACUAGGUGAUGAGCGGCCAUGCACACGCUGUAUCAAGCGUGGUAUUCAGAAUGCAUGCCACGAUGGAGUUCGUAAAAAGGCAAAGUACCUCCACGAUGCACCAAAUGAAGCCUUGAUGCCUCAUUUGCAAGGAAACAUGUAUAACCAGGCCAACUCGGCUCGUAGCACUAUGCCCCUGGCCACCAGAAGCUCGAAUCCAAAGACGAAUUUUUAUCCACAGCAACACGCAAACUUCAACCCUUUCUAUGCAAGCAAGCCCGAGGGAACCGUGAGCCAGCAACCACCCGAUACAUUUUCCUCGCAGUCCCCUACUUCUCCAACUUUUAAUAUCUCCGCGAAUUCUGCUUCGACGGUAAACGCCGCCUUACCUGCAGCCCUUCCAGCUACAACUGUAAAUACGCCCGGCCAAACACAGACCGGAUACGGUGGAGCGUUUUUUGACCCCAGUGAUCCUGCGUUGUUCAAUUUCGACCUCGCCAGUAUGAAUUUUGGCAAUCACUAUGGUGCUUUAGAAUUUGGGAUGCUCGGCCAUUUGGCGACUGCUGCCGGCGAAACCCCUCCCAGCGACAACGCAACCAGGCAUGGUUCCACAGGUAGAAGUGGUUCUGGCACAUUUACAACGACAUCGACGUUUGGAGAGAGCCCCACGGCACAAUCAUCUUAUCUAUUUAGCGAUCCUACAAUUGGAGGUGACUGGUCCUCAUCCAUGAAUACAAGGAAUUUGUAUGGCCAAAACAUCAACAAUCCAUCCGAUACUCCACAUGCUUUUGCUAUCGAAAGCGCCCCUACAAAUUUUGCAAGCCCCACGUCUGUGGAGAGUCCUUUGAUGACAACAAACGUGCCCUUUGAUGAUGGCGCAUCGUCAACGUACCCGAGCCGGACAAGUGCCGGGCCAAUAGCUCCACAGCGACAGCCUGUUGUUUCAACCCCGCAGCUAAGACAUCUACAUAUUUCAAAACGACGACAGCGAAACCCUUGCUCGAUUUAUGAAAGCGUUAAAGAACCCUAUCCUUAUACGACCGGCUUCCACUCACUCACUGCCUUUAUCCAACGACGCUUCUCACCCCAAAAUACGCUGCGCAUCGCAAAGGCAUUGGCGUCCAUCCGUCCGUCAUUCAUUGCCACAACGAAAACACUCAAUCGAGACGACUUAAUAUUUAUGGAAAAGUGCUUCCAACGUACUCUCUGGGAGUAUGAGGAUUUUAUCAACGCAUGCGGCACGCCUACUAUCGUCUGUCGUCGAACAGGCGAGAUUGCGGCUGUAGGGAAAGAAUUCAGCAUUCUCACUGGCUGGCGAAAAGAGGUUCUUCUUGGCAGAGAGCCAAACCUUAACAUCAAUACGGGCGUGGCAUCGGGCUCGAAUUCUCGAGGCAGCUUUACUCCUCGUAGCACUGGCAUGGAUACCAACCCGAUGGGUCGGGGACAGCCGGUUUUUCUGGCAGAAAUACUCGAUGACGAAAGUGUCGUCGAAUUUUACGAGGAUUUCGCAAAGCUGGCAUUUGGCGAUUCACGGGGCAGCGUUAUGACUACGUGCAAAUUGCUCAAGUACAAGACCAAAGCCGAAGCUGACAUGCUUUCCGGAACGUCAGGCAGCAGUGCCAUUGGCGGUGAAGGCGAAAGCGCGCUUGGCAGCAGCGGCUCCAAGGCUGAGAGUGGCACUGCCCAGGCGCCCCAGCGCCCCCGCAGGUGGAGCAAAGGCGGGAUAGCAGGCGAAGCUGGCAUGAACCAAUUGGGAUUUAAGGAUGGCAAGGUGCAGUGCAGUUACUGUUGGACGGUGAAGAGAGAUGUUUUCGAUAUACCCAUGUUGAUUGUUAUGAACGUAAGCUUUUCCCGCCCUGCUGCUAUCCCUGAAUGCUAA
Messenger RNA from Ophidiomyces ophidiicola, 1869 nucleotides. It is a transcript of the gene ERT1, whose product is annotated as Transcriptional regulator of nonfermentable carbon utilization. Gene Ontology annotation, molecular function: DNA-binding transcription factor activity; RNA polymerase II transcription regulatory region sequence-specific DNA binding. Gene Ontology annotation, biological process: cellular response to starvation. The transcript is spliced from 2 exons. NCBI's taxonomy places the organism in Eukaryota, Fungi, Ascomycota, Eurotiomycetes, Onygenales, Onygenaceae. The record is from RefSeq and is a predicted model, not a curated record. Gene Ontology annotation, cellular component: nucleus. Bases 1 to 1869 code for a protein of 622 amino acids.